Oncorhynchus masou masou (cherry salmon) is the source of this 1890-nucleotide messenger RNA. Its product is annotated as protein NLRC5-like. NCBI's taxonomy places the organism in Eukaryota, Metazoa, Chordata, Actinopteri, Salmoniformes, Salmonidae. Gene Ontology annotation, cellular component: plasma membrane; lamellipodium. Bases 349 to 1125 code for a protein of 258 amino acids. Gene Ontology annotation, molecular function: protein binding. Gene Ontology annotation, biological process: cell migration; regulation of Arp2/3 complex-mediated actin nucleation. The record is from RefSeq and is a predicted model, not a curated record. The transcript has 7 exons.
UACAUAGCAUUCACAAUCACGAGUCUAUUUACAGUGUUGGAGUAAUAAAUUCAAAGUGAAAAAGUAAAAAAGUACAUAUGCUUCUGGAAUUUUGAAACAACUGCGCCAUGAAGGUUUAUUUCUAUGGACGUGUUUUAAGGACGACGUAACGUUGGCAAAAAAAAGUCUUAGGCGUGGCCGUGGGCUGCGGACUAUAAUGAAUCAAGAUAGUUCAAGUAAAGGAGAACAAUCUGGCUUUCUGUAAAAUAUGCUGAGCAACAGUAAACUGCCUUUGACUUUCAUCCGCCGUCAUUUCUGAGAAGGAGCCGAUGGAAAUGUCCUGACGUCUAUGGGGAGAGUGAAGUAAAUAUGGAGGAGGACAGUGUUGACAGGAGGUUACUGCUGAGUUUCCUCCUGUGCUGUGCUGCCUCUCAGAUCCAGCAGGGGGCACCAUCAUCACCACCAACAGCAGUAUGGCUGCUCAGGUCUCUGCACUACAGACUGGACUUCUCCUGCUCCUCCUCUGUGGACCUGUCAGCUCAGGACCAGGGGGAGGCUCUGUGUCUGACCACUGACCACUGCAGGGCCAUCCACUCUGUUCUGAAGCAGAACCAACACAGCACCCAGCUGGUCCAGAACCAGGUCCAGCUCAUCCUAAGAGACUGUGAGGUGGAGGACAGAGCACUGAGAGAGCUGCUUCCCAUCCUGCAUAUUGUCAAGCUGAGCCCCAGCAAAGCUCUGCUACUUCAGCUGCUGGACCUUGUGUGUGAGGGGAUUCAAGAGGGGCUGCUGAGGCACGCAGAGUCCCUGUGCAGAGCCCUGGAUGGGGAGCUGGACCUCAGUGAGACCAGGCUGGACCAGAAGGCCUGUGGAUCUCUGGCCCUGGUUCUGGAACACUCAGAGGGUCUGUCAGAACUGGACCUCAGCCACUGUGAACUCACAGACCACCAGCUACAGCCCCUGAUCACACACCUGCAUAAAGUACAAGUCCUGGACCUGAGCCACAAUGACAUCACUGAUGCUCUGACUGACAGAAUACUCCAACUGGUCUCUACCAACACUUCAAUACACACCGUACGACUCUUCAACAACAGAAUCCAGGACAGAAGACCCUUCCUGGCAGACAAGAGGUUUGACAUCUGGUGAAGAUAAUGUUGUAUAAUAACACUUUGAUGUGGAACAUAAACGGAUGGAACAUUUUAAUACAAAAGACGCACAACAAACCGGUUGUUCCAGCUGUAACAGUCCGAUCAUGUAUAAACUACAGUCAACAGACUCAUUAAAGAGAUUCUCUGCUACUUUGUGUACUUUUUAGCCAAUAGUGCUUGAUAGUAACACUCACAAGUGGUCCCUGAAAAUGUUGUACUACAUCACAUAUGUUCACCACGUCAUCUCUCUCUCUGCUGUGGCCCGCCCUGCAACCUCAUUGGAUAACCCUGGGCUGGCUUCUUGCUAGCUGUCACUCAAAUACGAGUGGCUGAAGCUCAUGAGAUAGAACUCUAAUUGCCAAGGAAAUGGAGGGGAAAUGGCACGGCACCGUUUCAACAAAUUGUCGCUUUCCAACUUGGGAUUUUUGUGUCUUUUUGAGGUAAGACAGUGAUUAUGCAUGAAUUAACUACAUAUUGAAACAUUCAGCCCAAAGUGUGAGGUUGAAAACCUCAAUUACAUAAUUAUCUACCUACUAACCGCACAUUGACUCUGUACCAGUAACCCCUGUAUUUCGCCUCGCUAUUGUUAUUUACUGCUGCUCUUUAAUCAUUUGUUAUUCUUAUCUCUUACUUUUAUUGUGGUAUUUUCUUAACUGCAUUGUUGGUUAAGUGCUUGUAAGUUCUACACCUGUUGUAUUCAGCAUUUCACUGUAAGGAUCUACAGCUGUAUUCAUGUGACUAAUAAAGUUUGAUUUGAUUAUCA